AUGUAUGGAUAUUCACCUGUGUCGUGUGAACUCUUGACCUCCUCAUUCCUGAAGCAGGCUUUUGAAGGAGAAUAUCCCAAAUUGCUGCAACUUUACAAUGAGCUGUGGCGCCGCCUGCAGCAGUAUAACACUUGUCUGCAGGGCUCCUGGACCAGCAGUGGAGGCUUGGAUUCUGCUCUGGAUAUCACUACUGCAGAAAUAGACAGCCUGGACCUUUUCACACAGGGCAAACAGGACUACAACCCAGAAAAAGCUCUGAAAGACUCUCUUCAGUCGUAUGAGGCUGCCUACCUUUCCAAGUCCCUGUCACGCUUGUUUGAUCCCAUCAACCUUGUAUUUCCCGUGGGGGGUCGCAAUCCACCCUCCAAUGAUGAACUAGAGAGCAUCAUUAAGACCAUCAACAGUGAGCUGAACGUAGCGUUGGUCGAUCCAAACCUCUCUCUGGCUGUAGCCAAGAAUGCUGCCAAAACCAUCCAGCUCUUCUGCGUCAAGUCUGAACAACUGCUGUGCACUCAGGGGGAGGGCAGCCAGGUGAUCGGUCCGUUAACAGAGGGCCAAAGAAGAAAUAUUGCUGUGGUCAACUCUUUGUAUCGCCUGCAACAAGCUGCAACCAAGGGAGUGCAGGCGUUGAUGAGUAACGCAGUACAGCCUCUUAUUCAAUCUGUCAGCGACUCUAUCGAAGCCAUUAUCAUCACGCUGCACCAGGAAGACUUCUCAGGGCCUGUGUCCAGCCCUGAGAAACCAGACACCCCGUGCUCCCUAUAUAUGAAGGAGCUGCAGGGUUUCAUCUCCAGAGUCAUGACCGACUAUUUCAGACAGUUUCAGUGUGCGGACUUCAUCUAUGACAGGACUGAGUUUAUCGCCCAGAGAGCCAUUGAGCUGUUCCUUCGCCACACCAGCCUGCUGCGACCGUUGGGAGAAGGUGGAAAGAUGAGGCUGGCUGCUGACUUUGCUCAGAUGGAAAUGGCCGUGGCUCCUCUAUGCAGGAGAGUGUCUGAUUUGGGGAAACCCUACAGGAUGCUGCGCUCUUUGAGGCCUCUGCUAUUUCAAACCAGUGAGCUGAUUGCCAACUCUCCAGCUGUUGGUGACCCAAUACCCUACAGCACCAUGCUCCACUUUCUGUUCUCCAGAGCCCCGCCAGAACUCAAGUCUCCUUACCAG
Molecule: messenger RNA, 1161 nt
Organism: Nematolebias whitei (Rio pearlfish)
Lineage: Eukaryota; Metazoa; Chordata; Actinopteri; Cyprinodontiformes; Rivulidae
Gene: cog5
Product: component of oligomeric golgi complex 5
Biological process (GO): intra-Golgi vesicle-mediated transport
Cellular component (GO): COG complex
Source: RefSeq, a predicted model, not a curated record